AUGGAGAGAUCCAGUCUGAUCCAGAAGGCUAAGUUGGCCGAACAGGCCGAACGCUAUGAGGACAUGGCAGCUUUCAUGAAGAGCGCUGUGGAAAAGGGCGAGGAGCUCUCCUGCGAGGAGCGAAACCUGCUUUCCGUAGCCUACAAGAACGUGGUGGGCGGCCAGAGAGCGGCCUGGAGGGUCCUGUCCAGCAUCGAGCAGAAGAGCAAUGAGGAGGGGUCAGAAGAGAAGGGCCCCGAGGUGAAAGAGUACCGGGAGAAGGUAGAGACCGAGCUCAGAGGUGUGUGCGACACCAUGCUCGGCCUGCUGGACUCGCACCUCAUCAAAGGGGCUGGAGAUGUAGAGAGCCGUGUCUUCUACCUGAAGAUGAAGGGUGACUACUACCGCUACCUAGCCGAGGUGGCCACUGGCGAUGACAAGAAGCGCAUCAUCGAUUCUGCCCGGUCAGCCUACCAGGAGACCAUGGACAUCAGCAAGAAGGAGAUGCCGCCCACCAACCCCAUCCGCCUGGGCCUGGCCCUGAACUUUUCAGUCUUCCAUUACGAGAUAGCCAACAGCCCCGAGGAGGCCAUCUCGCUGGCCAAGACCACCUUCGACGAGGCCAUGGCCGACCUGCACACCCUCAGUGAGGACUCCUACAAGGACAGCACCCUGAUCAUGCAGCUCCUGAGAGACAACCUGACGCUGUGGACAGCCGACAGUGCUGGGGAAGAGGGUGGUGAGGCUCCGGAGGAGCCCCAGAGCUGAAGCAGCCAAAACCGCCCCGGCCCGCCUUGCCCUCCAGUCCCCAGCCUGCAGAGAGGACUAAAACGGAGUGGGACUCUGCCCUUCCCAAACCCUGAAUGUUCAGCCACACCUUGGAAGGCUCCUUCGAAGGGGGCGCAGCCAAGCUGAAGCCACCA
Molecule: messenger RNA, 902 nt
Organism: Mus caroli (Ryukyu mouse)
Lineage: Eukaryota; Metazoa; Chordata; Mammalia; Rodentia; Muridae
Product: 14-3-3 protein sigma-like
Source: RefSeq, a predicted model, not a curated record